UAUUUAGUUCUUUUUGUAUCAUUAUUAUUAUUUGUUUUACAGUGGGAGUCUGGCAACUGAAUUUCCCUUUUAAUGAUGGUUCAGAGUCAGACUAAGACAAACUCCACUUUUACUUUUGAGGACAUUACUUAAGUGUCCCAAUAGCCUACUUUUUAGGGUCACUGUAAGCAGCACUAAUAACAGUACACAUUUUAUACAUGUAUACCAAAAGUCCCCGCGCCGCUCUGUGCGCGCUCUCGCGCUGGAUGAAGAGCUCUCGUAUUUCUAUUGAGGAGGCGGGCUCGGGCUUGUGCUCUGGUUCUAUUCUAUCGUAGGAAUGUACCCGAGGUCUCCCAGCAGCUCCUGGACUUCCUAAAGAUGGACACCUGGAUAUGUGUGUAUGUGAUAGUGGGACUGCAGCUGUCCGGAAGCUUUGCGUAUGACGGCUCUGGAUACUGGCCAUACACUGAUGAUGAAGAUGUGCGACACACAGGCGUGCCGUGGUGCGCCCCAGUGAAAGUCAAACACGGUCAAGUCAGCUGCCAGACACCACGCGGAGAGCGGUAUAAGAACGUUCUGGGAACUCGGUGCAAGAUCCGCUGUAAGACGGGCUACGAGAUGCACGGCAGCAGCGAGAUUCUCUGUAUGGCCAGCAAACAGUGGUCAGGAAACUACGCCUGCAGAGAAGUCCGCUGUCCUAAACUGACCAUGCCAUCAAACGGAGGUUUCAAGUGUUCAGACGGGUCUUACUUCAACUCCCGCUGCCAGUUUUUCUGCUCACCUGGAUACACACUCCGUGGAGUCCACAGCGCCACCUGCCAAAGCAGCAGAACAUGGAGCGGGGGCAACAGUGUGUGCCUGGAUGUGGACCCCCCAGUUAUUAAGUGUCCUAAUAUAAAGGAGAAGACAGCUGAACCAGGAAAACUCACUGCCAAAGUGACAUGGGACACGCCAGAGGGCAAAGACACAGCGGAUGGCAUCCUAACAGAUGUUAUACUGAAAGGAAAGCCACCUGGCUCGCACUUCCCAGAAGGGAAUCAUAAAUUAUCAUACACUGUGUUUGACCGUGCUGAGAACAAGGCGACCUGCAGGUUCAAUGUUCGAGUGAGAGUGCGUCGCUGUACACCUCUCUCUGUACCUGACAAUGGCUGGAUGAAAUGUGACAGUGCGGGUGAUAAUUACGGGGCCACGUGUGAAUUCCGCUGUCUGGGUGGCUACGAGCUAAAGGGCAGCGCCGCCAGAGUCUGCCAGUUUAACAUGGAAUGGUCUGGCCUGGAGACUUCCUGUGCCCCCAUGAAUAUUAAUGUCGGUGUGCGGUCCGCUGCUGCAUUGUUGGACCAGUUCUAUGAGAAACGGCGCAUUUUGAUCAUCUCAGCCCCCUCGGCUGCCAAUCACUACUACAGAUUCCAGAUGACUAAUUUACAGCAUGCUCAGUGUGGUCUGGACCUAAGGCAUGUGACGGUGAUCGAGCUGGUGGGCGUGUAUCCAGUUCAGAUCGGCCGCAUCAGACACAGACUCAUCGCUCCAGGGCUGGCUCUACAACUCAGGUUGCUGCUGCAGCUGUCUCAGAAUUCCUUUAGCAUGGUGCUGCUGGACAAACAGGGCGUGGAUAAGCAACGCUACACGUUCCCCAUCACAGCAGCAGAGAUCUUCACCACCAUUGACACGUUUCCCCUCCGCACUGAGGAGGCCAUACUACAGAAAGAGGCUGGACAGAGCUGCUAGAUGUAUAUUUACAGUGCACACAUUUACACAUCAUUUUCUACUGGGUCUGGAUAGAGCUGCUACAUCUUAUCACAUAUUGUAAACAUAAACACAUGCACACACAUCUCUCAAUAUGAAUGCAUGAGUGAGUCUUUGUUGUUUGUCGUUUUACGAGGUUCUGCUCUAUUUGAUUUGUCUGUUGUCUCUAUUUAUGUCAGAGUGGACGUCUACUUUUCUUAAGAAAUACUACCAAAGCAAUAUUAAUGUAAUAAAAGCCUGUUUGAUGAUUGAAA
Messenger RNA from Pimephales promelas (fathead minnow), 1976 nucleotides. RefSeq names its product sushi-repeat containing protein X-linked (gene srpx). Gene Ontology annotation, biological process: phagolysosome assembly. The record is from RefSeq and is a predicted model, not a curated record. NCBI's taxonomy places the organism in Eukaryota, Metazoa, Chordata, Actinopteri, Cypriniformes, Leuciscidae.